This is a messenger RNA of Podarcis lilfordi (Lilford's wall lizard), 19103 nucleotides long. The record is from the annotation of a GenBank genome assembly. NCBI's taxonomy places the organism in Eukaryota, Metazoa, Chordata, Lepidosauria, Squamata, Lacertidae.
GCCCCGAGUUUUUUGAACUGGAGGAAAGGGGGGCUAAAUCGGGGGUGGGGUCUGUGCGGGGGAGAGAGAAGAGGAGGAGGAGGAGAUUUGAUCUUUUAUUUAGGCACCUCUUUUGCAUGCUCUUUCAGUUCCCAACAGUUACUCUCCGGAGUGGGUGGAGCUGGUGGAUGGGAUGGUUCUUUUGCAAACCAGUCCCGUCUAUAUGCGGUGGUGGGAACCCUGCUCUGGACUGGUAAGUUAUAUCGACCAAGCGGCUUAUGUACUUUUCUUUUCCGGUGAUGUGGAAUGGAAAUCCGGACUCCCUUAAUGCUCCGCGUUAAAGCUCCAAGGGUGGUUGUCUCGCGCGUCCGCCCAGCCCCUCCAAAGUCAAUAUAGUUUUUUGUUUGUGUCUGUGCGUGCGCGCUUCAAAAAUAAUGUUUUUGGCGGAAUGUUCUGCAUCGUUUCAGAAGGUCUUUGCCAACUUGGAAAGUUGGCUGGAAUUCAGAUCAGGGUGACUGGAGGGAGGUGACUGAUCUCUGAACGAGAUUUAAGAUGGGUAAAGGGGGGGAGGCAGACCAGCAACAGUUCUCUCCUCCCAGUGUCCGGAUUAUUCUGUGAGUCCUUCUGAGCUUCCGUAGAAUGCAUUCCUCAAUUUAAUAUUUGGGAAGCUUUUACCACCGAGUUCAGAAAAGAAAAGAACGAGGGCCAAGCAGUGUGAGCCUCCUCCUACCACUGUCCGUAAUUUGAUUGCUUUAUUUUUUAUUUUUAUGGCUCUCUAGUCUACCACUUCUUCAGCAAUCCUCAGAACUUUGUUGCGAGCCCUAAAUUUUAGGGAUUGCUUGCUAAGCCUUCCACCCACCUCCCAGAUUCCCAGCUGUGUCCUUUCUUCCCUCCCUCUGAGCUCAAGCAAGCUAAUGGUAUUCUAAACUGAUUCUUGUUCUCUGAUCCCAAAGGGAAUAUUUCCGUUAAACUCAGCACCGUUUUCCUGUCUGGGAGUCAAGCCAUGGCUGGGGCGGUUUGGGGGGGGGGAGACAUAUGGGGAGGAGACAGCAGCACCUCUGUAGCCAAUAUUGUAUAUACACAUACAAAUAGCCAGGAUUUCGGGACCCACUGGUUCAGCUGCCGUCCUCAACGUGGCACACGUGCGUGAGUGGAAUAUUGCGUGUGAAAAUGCUGUGUGUGUGUGUGUGUGUGUGUGUGUGUGAUGGGAGCAAAUAUAUUCAGGGAGUUUGACUAAGUUUUGAUCCGAACCAGGGCUCAGCCCUGAAACUGGGGCAAGGUCAUCAUACUAUACAUACAGAUGAUAGUAAAGAAAAAAUGCUUCUGCAUAUUUGCAGAGUGUUUUCCCCUUUAACUACCCUCCGCUCACCCAAAUUAAUGCCGCCUUCCCUCGCGUCCCCUUAAAGGAGAGAUGGGCUAUAGCUUUCAGCAGAUGAGCUCUGACACACGUCCUGAAAGUUCAAAAACAAGGCUGCAGCCCUAUAUGUACUUUCCUGGAAAUAACUCUUCUCUAUAGAUAUCUCUAGCAUUGUGCUGCUUCAUGCCAUUUUUUUUGCAGGGGAAUUCUCACUUAAUAACUGGCACAAGAGUUUCAUGCAAUUUCCUAUGUGAAGUUACUGUGUACCAUGUAUAACCAAACACCGUGCGUACCACCCCUCUGUCAAUCGUCGUUUGCCGAUCCGCACAAUUUGAUAGGCGUCUGUUUAUGAUAACCACACCUGGCUCUCCCCAUCUGGGUUUGGUGUUGUUUUUCUGCAACGAAAUGCAUAUGACUCAAAGGUACUGUCCUUUGAAUUGCAUUAAGUUCUCUGCUUUAGCCAUCCUGUCACAUUUAGGAUGAUUUUUAAAAAGUGGAAUUUUAAAAUCACUUCAAUGCACAUUAGUGACUGAGAAUACUGAAAGGAGUGGCGAGAAUGAUAGAAUAAUGGAAUCAAGUGUAAUCUUUGGUUGAUGGUAUAACAGAAUCGCAACCUACAAUUAAUUACUCAUGGCUAGCUGAGUCUGCUUCAUCACCUUGCGCAGGUGAGAGGCAUUCUUUGUGAAUACGUCUCCUGCUUCUUAUGUAGCUGUGAUCCCUUCCUCUCACGACUACCUUGUAAUAUUUCAUUGCCCUGUUGUAAAAACUGGACUAGACUAAAGGCCCUUUGAGUGGAGUCUUACGUUCUUACAGGUUUUAGGUUUGUUGAAUUUGUGUACAGUGGUACCUCGGGUUACAGACGCUUCAGGUUACAGACUCCGCUAACCCAGAAAUAGUACCUCAGGUUAAGAACUUUGCUUCAGGAUAAGAACAGAAAUCACGCAGCAGCGGCGCAGCGGCAGCAGGAGGCCCCAUUAGCUAAAGUGGUGCUUCAGGUUAAGAACAGCUUCAGGUUAAGAACAGACCUCUGGAACGAAUUAAGUGCUUAACCUGAGGUACCACUGUAUUGCUUUCCACAAAGUCCCCAAGUGAUUUAUGAUAAUAAAAUGCACUAAUAAAAACAGGUAAACGUAUUGAAACAUAACAUGAAAACAUCCAAUCAUUAGUGCUGCUGAGAAAACAACAAUGUAUUUGCUUGGAGCUAAAACAAAGAGAAGGUUGGUGCGCGGUGGACCUCUUUGGAGAGAGCAUUCUAUAGAUGGGGAGGCUACUUCAGAAAGACCACUCUCUCGUUCCCAUCAUCUGGACCUUCCUUGGAGGUGGCAUACAGAGAAGGGCCUCAGAUGACUGUUCUGGGAUCUGGGCAGGUUCUUAUGAGGAAAGCUGAACCUUUCUGUACAGCAGUCCUGAACCAUAUAAAGAAGUGGUCAACCAAAUGCCUAUUUGAAGCCCACAAUCAGGGCAACAGCAAUCUUCCCAUUUGUGAUUUUCAGCAACAAGCAAAGAGAAUGAAAGUCCCUCCGGGUUGCUCAACCAGAUGCCUAUAGGAAGCCCAGCGGGCAACAGCACCUUCUGGUUGCUAUUCUCCUGGUACUCGGAAGCACCCUGCAGAUGUUGCAGAGAGCCAUUAUGAGCAGUAUCCACUUACCCUCCAUGAAUUUGUCUAAUUCUCAUUUAGAGCUGCUCAAGCAUCUUUCUUCAAGGUCCUGGGUACAUAUGACAGAAUUAGGGACAACAUUUGAGGAGCAUCACUGUGCAACUCAGUGGUCUGGCUGUCCUGUGCCCUCCACCCAAAGGUCUGCACCCAGGAUAAAUGUUCCACUUGUCUUCUGCAUUGACUUUGGGUGAAAGUGUCCCCCCUCCACACCCCCAGCAUUCCUGCUGGCCAUCAGUCUCCUUGCCAGCUUUACUGGUUAUUUUAGAGGCCACUCCAUCAAAGUAUUACACAAAGGGAACAGUGGCUGGGUGUAGGCAAAGUCGCCAACUUUUAACUGUAGAACACAACACUCCACAGAAAUCAGGAAAUUUGUUGUCAUGUUCUCAGGGAGACUGGGAUGCUCUGAAUGAUGGGGCAUUUCUUGAAGAAAGGGGGCACUUGGCAACCCUACUGACAGGGAAGUCUUGGGGCCUGUCUAGAUUUCCUUGCCUUUCACCCAGGGCCUGUACGAAAAAUGAUGGAUACCUUCUCCAUUGAAGCUGGGAAAAGAGCCCAGAAGUUCUGGCACCUAGUUCUGUCUCUUGCUCCAAUUCACUAGGCUUCCCCUUCCCCUUCAGAGCUGGGAAUAGGACCUAGAAGCCAUGGCUGGUGACCAAGUUUAAUAGUUGUUGAAUUUAGAUGUAAUUGUUGACUUCCACCUCUUUGUGUCUCUUGACAGCCCCCAAACUAUCCCCUUUCAUCUCUCCCUGGUGCAAGGGGAGGGGGUUAAAGGUUGUAUGUGCAAGCUUUGGCUUGGAUUGUAUGUGACGGAUGCCAGAUUGGGGAAGAGAGGGGAGGAAUAAUCCGUUGCCAAUUCCAUCUGGGUGUUUUGGGGGGUGGGAAUGGAGAUUAGUUAUGCUUUCCACCACUUGGGUCAUGUGAACAGCUUAACCCUUGGGGAGCGGGAAAGGGGGAUAGGAAAUGAGGUGGGCAGGGCCUAGAGGACAUAAUAAGAAGAGCCUACUGGAUCAGGCCAAUGGCCUAUCUAGUCCAGCAUCUGGUUCUCACCGUGGCCAGCCAGAUACCUGUGGGAAACUCACAAGCAGGAUUUGAGCACAGGAGCCCUCAGCCCACGUGUGAUUUCCAUCAACUGGUAUUCAGAGACAUACAGUGGUACCUUGGGUUAAGUACUUAAUUCGUUCUGGAGGUCCGUACUUAACCUGAAACUGUUCUUAACCUGAAGCACCACUUUAGCUAAUGGGGCCUCCUGCUGCUGCCGCACCACCGGAGCACGAUUUCUGUUCUCAUCCUGAAGCAAAGUUCUUAACCCGAGGUACUAUUUCUGGGUUAGCGGAGUCUGUAACCUGAAGCGUAUUUAACCCGAGGUACCACUGUAUUGCCUUUGACAGUGUAGGGAAACCCUCCUCAGAGCCAGCGUGGUGUAGUGGUUAAGAGCGGUAGUCUUGUAAUCUGGGGAACCGGGUUCGAUUCCCUGCUCCUCCACAUGCAUCUGCUGGGUGACCUUGGGCCAGUCACACUUCUCUGAAGUCUCUCAGCCCCACUCACCUCACAGAGUGUUUGUUGUGGGGGAGGAAGGGAAAGGAGAAUGUUAGCCGCUUUGAGACUCCUUUGGGUAGUGAUAAAGCGGGAUAUCAAAUCCAAACUCUUCUUCUUCUUCUUCAGCUUUUGCCAACUUUUCAUUCUUAAUCACUUUAAAGGCUGCUCUGCCAUCUUGUUUAUUUCAAGCACCAACAGAACAAGAGUUUGGACUUGAUAUCCUGCCUUUCACUCCCCUUAAGGAGUCUCAAAGCGGCUAACAAUCAGCCUGGUUCCAUCCCAGUACAAGUAGAGCCCAUUCCUUUUGGCUUCCAGGACCUCACAACUACAUUUCCCCGUGUCAUUGGUGCCAGUUUGCCAAAUGACCGUGGACUACCGCACUAUGUAGGUGAUGGGCAACAUCCGCAACCUUCACAUCAGGCAGUAGGGCUGGGCGAUAUAAUAAUAAUUAUAAUUAUAAUAAUUAUAAUAAUUUUAUUUAUACCCCGCCCUCCCUGGCUCAGGGCGGCUAACACCAGUAAAAUUACAGUAAAAACAUAAUAGGGGGGGAAAACCAAUUUAAAAUGCAGCCUCAUUUUAAAAGUAGCCCUUAGAUCAAAACCAUAAGGGGAGGGAAACAUAAGGGUCAGACUGAGUCCAAACCAAAGGCCAGGCGGAACAGCUCUGUCUUGCAGGCCAUGCAGAAAGAUGUCAAGUCCUGCAGGGCCCUAGUCUCUUGUGGCAGAGCGUUCCAUCAAGUCGGGGCCAGUACUGAAAAGGCCCUGGCCCUAGUUGAGACCAAUCUAACCACCUUGCGACUUGGGACCUCCAAAAUGUUGUCAUUUGUGGACCUUAAGGUCCUCUGUGAGGCAUACCAGGAGAGGCAGUCCCGUAGGUACGUGGGUCCUAUAUCGUCCAGAACUGGUUUGAUGUCCAUAUCACGAUAUCGGUUUCAUAAUUUUUGACCUGGUAAUAUAUCAUGAAUCAUGAUGUGUGUGUGCGUGCUAAAAUCACAGUGUGGGAAAACCAUGAAGUCAGCCAAUGCCUCUUCAUAGCUUCAUCCUUGUUUCAUACAUUGCGAUUUAUCAGUAUAUUGCAAUGUUUAGCUGGUGAUAUAUCACGAAGCUGAAAACCAGAUAUUGCCCAGCCCUACCAGGCAGGCAAUUUACUCUGCAGUCUGUAUGCCCAUCACACACCUGUUUAUGUUCUUAAUGACCACCAGGAUCCCUCCACCCACUAAAGAAGUAUGCUCAACACAAAAAAGCUCCUCUUUCUCUCUCUUUACCAUAAGUAAUCAUAUACGCUUAAAUUUAUGUCUCUGUCCCUUUACCUGUCUUCCCCCUAAACUGAGAAGCUUAAGUGUUGCUUCCCCCCUUGAUUGCUUUGAUUUCCUUUUUCUGACCUUUUCUAGCUCUAGGGAGGAGACACUGGGGGACUAUUGAUCAGUUUCACUCCUGGUUCAGAGCCAGUAACUUAGAUUUAUUCAAUAAGCAAAUAUGUGGUUAUAUCCUUAUGUGUAGUGGAAUUACCCUGUUCUUGAGGUCUGGGCUGAGGAGUGCUGGGAGGGACAACAGAAAUCUCUCUUCCUCCGCCUCCCAAAAUAAAUUUCUUUAGUGAGAUUGGCUCCAUUAUUAUCAAAUAAUGGAGGCAUAUAACUUGGAUAAAAAACUAGGCUUCCAGGUGGAAAAAUCAAAGUUGGAAACAGAAUUGUUAGACUCUAAAGUUAAGAAUUUGUCAAGAAUGUAUAACUUGCUGUUGAAAUGGAAUACUCAAGAUGAAAUGGUGAAAUCUGCUAUGAUUAAAUGGGCACAAGAUGUUGGACAUAGUAUUAUGAUGGCCGACUGGGAACAGUUAUGGACCACUGGUAAGAAGUUUACCGCAUGUAAUGCCUUAAAAGAGAAUUUAAUGAAAAUGAUUUAUAGAUGGUACAUAACACCAGUCAAGCUUGCAAAAAUCUAUCAUUUGCCCGAUAACAAAUGUUGGAAAUGUAAUGAAACUGAAGGUACAUUCUUUCACCUUUGGUGGACAUGCCCAAAGAUUAAGGCAUUCUGGGAGAUGAUCUAUAAUGAAAUGAAAAAGGUAUUUAAAUAUACCUUCCUGAAGAAACCAGAGGCCUUUCUCCUGGGCAUGGUCGGCCAACUGGUGCCAAAGAAGGAUAGAACUUUCUUUAUGUAUGCUACAACAGCAGCAAGAAUACUUAUUGCAAAGUAUUGGAAGACACAAGAUCUACCCACCAGGGAAGAAUGGCAGAUGAAGCUGAUGGACUACAUGGAACUGGCAGAAAUGACUGGCAGAAUCCGAGACCAGGGAGAAGAGUCGGUGGAAGAAGAUUGGAAAAAAUUUAAAGUAUACUUACAGAAACAUUGUAAAAUUAAUGAGUGUUAGAAGGAUGCUGGAAUGAAGCUAUAUGGUUUUAGUAGAAAUGCAACAAAGAAUUAAGUAAAAGUUGAUUGAUAUCGGGUUAAAAUGAAAAAAUUUAAGGUUAGACCGUUAAGAUAUAUUAUAGAAAAAAAUUUGAGAAAGAUGAGAAGAAUUUGCUGAAAUAGUGAAUUGAACUAGAAUACAAAAAAGGGGAGGUGUGAGGUUGAUGAAACAAGUAAAGGAAAGGUAAAGAUAUGGAAUAUUGGAUGUGUGUUUUAGUUUUUUCUUUGUUUCUUUUUGCUGUAUUGUUGUAUUGCUCUUCUAUGUUUUUUUUUUCUUUUUUCUUUUUUAUUGUUGUCUUUCUCUUUUUUUUUUUUGGUAAUUUUUUAAACUUUUAAUAAAUAUCAUUUAAAAAAUAAAUAAAUUUCUUUAGUGACAGAGGUGCAGUCACAAAUGUAAUAUUAUAAUCCUAAUUUGUAUCUCUGAGGAAUAUUUCUACCUAUACGUACUGGGCAGUUGGCAUCUUUUUUAUUAUGUUUUCUCACACAUUUUAGCAUCAUUUUGAUGCCCUAAUAUGUGUUCCCUUGUUAUGCUGUGCUCUUCUUUCUCUAAUCGCAUAACUGCCCCUAAACAAAAAUACCUGGUGUGGUUUGUGGCUCCGUUUCAGCUGUGCCACCACAGCUCUUUCCCCCCACGCUCUCAUCGGACAUUCUUUGCACUGCUAUCCUCCUCCAGCCCCAUCUCUCAAUCUUCCCCCAGGCUUCCUAAAGGAUUUAGAUCUCUGAUGGCCCCUGCUGUGUUCCUGUAGGAAGAGGAGUUGGUUGGUUAUGGGUUUUUCUAAAAUGCUCAAGUCAGGGGCAUUUGGUAUUCUUCAAGCUGAAGGUAAACCUCUCUCCCUCUCUUGCAGGCUGUCCCUCCCGCUUGGAUGGCUCUUCAAAGCUGAGCUGCAUCCCAGCUGACCAGCAUGGACCCAACUCCGUUGCUUCCAGUUACUCCUGACCCCCGGAGCUUUAAUGAGGGGGCAACAGACCCCAGCGAUCCUGCCUCCGAUCCCUGCGCCCUCCUUUCCGAAAGGCACUAUGAGGUGAUUCCCUGUGUGAUCUGUGGCCUCUGCUGCGUUUUUGGAGUUGUUUACUGCUGCUUUGGUGAGUAGAAAGAGGAAAGAGACAGUUCUGUCUCUGAGCCCAUCUCAAACUUCACUUCUCUUUCCUUUUUCCUCUGUUCCCAGUGGGUUGUUUACAUGCACCAGGGAUAGUGGUUGGCACCAGGGCUGGAUUUAGGUUUGAUGAGGCCCUAAGCCCAGGGGUCAGCAACCUUUUUCAGCUGUGGUCAGGUCCACCGUCCCUCAGACCAUGUGGUGAGCCAGACUAUAUUUUUUUGGGGGGGGGGGGAAUGAAUGAAUUCCUUUGCCCACAAAUAACCCAGAGAUGCAUUUUAAAUAAAAGCACACAUUCUACUCAUGUAAAAACACCAGGCAGGCCCCACAAAUAACCCAGAGAUGCAUUUUAAAUAAAAGCACACAUUCUACUCAUGUAAAAACACCAGGCAGGCCCCACAAAUAACCCAGAGAUGCAUUUUAAAUAAAAGCACACAUUCUACUCAUGUAAAAACACCAGGCAGGCCCCACAAAUAACCCAGAGAUGCAUUUUAAAUAAAAGCACACAUUCUACUUAUGUAAAAACACACUGAUUCCCAGACCGUCCGUGGGCCGGAUUGAGAAGGCGAUUGGGCUGCAUCCAGCCCAUGGGCCUUAGGUUGCCUACCCCUGCCCUAAGUUACUGAAGGUAAUGGGGCCCUUUCUAUGUCCAGCUAUCCUUUGUCAACAAGAAAUUGUCGCUGUUUUUUGUGUUGAAUAUAUGCUAUAUAUGCCCAUUACUUAAUCAUAGGAGACUACACAACACAAAACACUGUUGCUGUAUGUACCGUAUGUUUUAUUUUAUUCUGCCAAGAGAGCGGGAGAACUCUAGGAUGUUUCAUUGAACGUAAUCGUGGUUCUAGGAAAUAUACCUGAAACACUGAAAAAUUGUCGCAUUUUCCCAUUAAGUGAACUGAGUAAUUAAGAAUAUAAGUCACAACUGGAGACAAAAUAUUUGGGGUCUUCCGAUCUGGGGUAGGUUAGGCAACCUGAACUUUGCAAGGGAGAUAGAGAGCAGAGUCUGUUGUGGAAGGUUGGUGGCUUAUAAGUGAUGACUUAUUUGGAACCUAACUCUGGAGGCUGAACAAAACCAUGUAUUAAGAGUUUUAAAUGAUCCUGUCACAUGUACUGACUGAUUUGGGCAUUUUAGCCUUCAAAGAGUGAGGAACGACGGGGAGGGAGAGAAGAGGGUUAUAAUUUUUCAUUGUCUUUUUCAUUUUUUUAAUGCUGGGGGAAUCAGAGUUCUGUUUUCUUUAAAAAGUCAGAAAUUCCACCUCUUCUUCCCUGCCACCCUGCAAAAAUUCCAACAACCUCUCAGUCCAUGUUUUGAAUUACAUGAAAUAGCCAAGCUAAUAAGAACUGUGUGUCCUCCAUACUUGACCUAUUUCAAAAAGCAACAAGUAACAAGUUGUCCUCCAGUAAUUGUGAUAACAGUGAGUCUGUGUCAUAAAACUUUUAUUUCUUGAUGUUUACAGAAGGACUAUUUCCCUACACCCCCCCAAAAAAAACAAGGUAGCUUUUCUUGCCAUGUUUUCAGUCCUAAGAGAUUCUAGCUUAACCAUAAUGAGAAUUUAGAUGCAACCUUUUUUCAGUAGCCCCUGUCUCGGAAUAUCCUAUUGACGAAAUAUAGCCUCCCCCUUUUCAAAGAUUUCCUCUGCUAAACCUGGUGUGUGCAGAAGCCCCCAGAUUCCGACUAGGACAUCUUCCUUAAAAAAAAUAUUUUAAAAUUAAUACUUUUCAGGUUUAUACAUUUCACUGAUUUUACAAUCAUUUUGACAUUUCAAAACUCGACUUCUUUCCUCCUCUUUCUGCGGUUCCUUAAAUUUAUUUUUAAUAUCUUCUGCAUAUCCAAAUUAACUUAAUUUGCUCACUUAUUCAUAUUCUUUAAAUAUAUACUCUUAUGAAACUGCAGGUUAUUACAAUAAUCCUGCCGAUGCUUUUAUCUGUUUACAGUUUAUCUGUAAAUAUUCAACAAACCAUUUCCAUUCUUUUAUAAAAAGUUUGUUAUCUUGAUUUCUUAUUCUUCCGGUAAGUUUUGCCAUUUCUGCAUAUUCCAUAAGUUUUUGUAUCCAUUCUUCCUUUGCUGGGACUUCUGCUUCUUUCCAUUUUGGGGCAAGUAACAUUCUUGCUGGGAUGCGGGUGGCGCUGUGGGUAAAACCUCAGUGCCUAGGACUUGCCGAUCUUAUGGUCGGCGGUUCGAAUCCCCGUGGCGAGGUGAGUUCCCGUCGUUCAGUCCCAGCUCCUGCCCACCUAGCAGUUCGAAAGCACCCUUAAGUGCAAGUAGAUAAAUAGGUACUGCUUUAUAGCGGGAAGGUAAACGGCGUUUCCGUGUGCUGCGCUGGUGCCGGCUCGCCAGAGCAGCUUGUCACGCUGGCCACGUGACCCGGAAGUGUCUCCGGACAGCGCUGGCCCCCGGCCUCUUAAGUGAGAUGGGCGCACAACCCUAGAGUCGGACAUGACUGGCCUGUACGGGCAGGGGUACCUUUACCUUUAACAUUCUUACUGCUAUAGUAGCAUACAUGAAUAAGUUUCUAUACAGUUUAGGUAGUUCUGUCCCUAUUAAUUCCCAAAAGAAAAGCUUCUGGGGUUUAUUUUAAGCAAACAUUAUUUUAAACAUCCUUUUCAUUUCAUUAUAUAUCAUUUCCUAGCAAGCCUUAACCCAGGCAUGUCCAAAGUCCGUUUCGGGGCCUAAUCCGGCCCUUGUGGCAGUAUAUAUCCUAGGGUAAAAUCCUUUUAAAAAGCACAACAACUUUGGGGUAAAAUAACAGAUGUUCACUUCAUCAAAUCUGGCCCUCUUUGAAAAAAAUUUGGGCACCCUUGCCUUAACCUUACUACAGGACCAGCUAAAGACUUCUGUGACUUCAAAGAAGAAUGGGAACCUUUUUCAGUCUAUUUAAAAAGACAACAAAAUGAACUGGACUGCUUGGCAGGUUUUGAAUAAACAUACACAAAUUAAUUGGGUUAAUAUGAUGGAUGAAUAAUAUAAGGAUGUAUACAAUUUUAUAAUAUGCAGAAAAAAAUAGGAGAUGAGAAAUCAGAGAGAGGAGUUGAGGGAAGUCCUGGGGGACAGGGAGGGAGGGUUUGUUGGGGAGGUGGGAGGGGGAAAAACAACGAAGAUGAUUUUUAUUGUUGAUUUGUUAUGGCCUUGAUCCAGUAUACCUGAAGGAGCGUUUCCACCUCCAUCGUUCUGCCCGGACACUGAGGUCCAGCGCCGAGGGACUUCUGGAGGUUCCCUUACUGAGAGAAGCCAGGUUACAGGGAACCAGGCAGAGGGCCUUCUCGGUAGUGGCACCCACCCUGUGGAACACCCUCCCACCAGAUGUCAAAGAGAAAAAUAACUACCAAACUUUUAGAAGACAUCUAAAGGCAGCCCUGUUUAGGGAAGCUUUUAAUGUUUAAUAGGUUAUUGUAUUUUAGUGUUUUGUUGGAAGCCGCCCAGAGUGGCUGGGGGGACCCAGCCAGUUGGGCGGGGUAUAAAUAAUAAAUUAUAUUAUUAUUAUUAUUAUUAUUAUUUUGAAUUUGUUAAUAUUUUUCUUAAAAAAGACAACCUUACCACAGGACCACCACAUAUGAGAAAAAGAACCUUCUUUCUCCCCGCUGCUAAACUUGGCCCUCUUUCUGUUGCUAGGUUACCGCUGUUUCAAAGCCAUCAUGUUCCUCUCUGGCCUGCUCUUCGGCUCGGCCGUCAUCUUCCUGCUUUGCUACAAAGAGCGCAUCUUGGACACGCAGCUGAGCCUGGAAGUCAGCGCGGGGAUUGCCCUGGGCAUCGGCGUCCUCUGCGGCUUAGUCACGAUGCUGGUGCACUCGGUUGGCUUGUUCCUGACAGGGCUCCUCCUCGGCUUGCUCCUGGCGACGGCUGGACUGGUGGCCACGGAGCCUCUGUGCCAGCUGCCUAGCGCCUGGGUCCCCGCCGGCUCGCUGCUGGGAUCAGCCCUACUGGGUGCCGUCUUGGCCUUGCGCUGGCAGAAGGCCCUGACGGUGGUCUCCACGGCGAUGUUUGGGGGCGCCGUGCUGACCCUCUGCUUGGACUACGCUGUGGAGAACUUGGCGCUGGGCUACCACGUGUACGACCGCCUCCGCCUGGCUCCCCCUUCCCCGCUGUGCUGGUGUGCCUGGGCCGUGCUGGCCACGUGGCCCGUCCUGGCCUUGAUGGGAAUGCUGCUGCAGUGGAGAGUGACCGCAGAGGGCUUCUCUCACACAGAUGGUGAGUGGAUGGCUUUAGGACCAUGCCGAAGGAGGGGAGAAGGUCCAGUUGUAGUGGGCAGGGGGCAUUCAUGGCAACCUGCCUGGGACCCCCCCCAAAUUAUAGUGUACAGUAGUACCUCGGGUUACGUACGCUUCAGGUUACAGACUCCGCUAACCCAGAAAUAGUACCUCGGCUUAAGAACUUUGCUUCAGGAUGAGAACAGAAAUCGUGCAGCGGUGGCAGCAGGAAGCCCCAUUAGCUAAAGUGAUGCUUCAGGUUAAGAACAGUUUCAGGUUAAGAACAAACCUCCGGAAUGAAUUAAGUUCUUAACCCGAGGUACCACUGUAUUUACUUUUAUUUUUAGGUUUUUAGGCUUGAUGUUAUGUUAUUAAUAUAGGAAAUAGCAAAGUGGGUGAAAAGAGAAACAUACCAGAAGCGGAAGUUGGGGGAAGCCCUGGAGGGGAGGGAGGGAGGAAUAUAUAAUAUAUGUUAAGAAACUGAGAUGUAUGUAAUGAAUGAAAAAGAAAAAUGAAUAAAAUAAAAUAAAAUCUGGAGGCGGGUCUGUACCUGCCUACCUCCUGCCCAACGAAAUGUGGCCCAUUUUUGUAAGAGACUUUAGUAGCAGACAGUGUGCGAGAUUCGCCAGGCAGAUUUUGCACCCGACCAAGUGAAGAUGUUUGGCUGCCAAUAUGGUGCCUGACAUCUCCACCUUCUGAGGAUCAUUGGCUCUGGACUAGUUUCACACACUUAACGCCCCAUCCUGUGGAAUUCUCUCAGUUAUAUUUUUAUCUGCGCAAUCAGAAUAAAUUUCUGGAACCAAAAUGCUUUUUCUGUGCGGCCUCAGCAGGAGCAGUCGCGACAAAGGAAAAAGAGGUUGUAUACAUGUGGACUGCCCCUGGAUCAAGUGACUUUUCUCCUUUAAGUUCUCAAAAGUUCUUAAGCUAGCUCAAGGUUGUCAUCUGAACUAGCCAGAUAUUUAACUGAGAAUCAAUAAUAAUAAUAAAAAAAUUAAUUUAUACCCCGCCCUCCCCAGCCAAGACCGGGCUCAGGGCGGCUAACACCAAAUAUAAAACAAUUGAUUGAAAUACAACUUAAAAACAAGAUUAAAAUACAACAUUAAAAUGCAGCCUCAUUUCAGCAGAAACUCAAAAACUUUUUUGGGGAGGAAAACGUCAAGUCUUCACCAAGGCUAACUAUCCAGACUGGUCCUACGUGGGGCAGAAAAAAGCCAGGGAAGUCCCCAAGUAGGAGUUCCGUCACAGAAGGAAAAAAGAAAGAGGGGGAAGGGAUCAAGUUAAUUCCAAGCCAAAGGCCACUCGGAACAACUCUGUCUUACAGGCCCUGCGGAAAGAAAUCAGAUCCUGCAGGGCCCUGGUCUCAUGAGGCAGAGCGUUCCACCAGGCCGGAGCCAGUGUUGAAAAGGCCCUGGCUCUGGUUGAGGCUAAUCUGACCUCACAGUCAGUCCAUCAUUUGAAAAGAAAAAAAGAAUUUAGAGCCGUCUUGCCCCAAAAUGGCAACUAGACAAAAUGGCAACUGUUUUGGCGACUGUAACCUUGGUUUAAGGAGCUAUUUGGCACCUAGAGUUUCUGACGCUGGUAGUGGAGGGAAAGUUGAUGGGCAGCAGAGUGCCUACAGUCAUAGAGAGACAGGGAGGUAUGUUGCACAGUUAAUCACUUUUUCUUCUGUCCUUCCUUGUCCCCAAAGGCCUCGUGCAAAUCAUUUCUCAGUCAUAUGACACGGAGUGUCGAGAGUGUCAAACAAGGACUAGGGAGACCCAGUUUAAAUCCCCAAUUGGCCCAGAAAGCUCACUGGGUGAUCUUGGGCCAGUCACUUUCUCUUGGCCUGAGGACAGUAAUUGUGGCAGUAAGAUUGGGGUUGGGGAAGAGGAUGAGAGCCAAGAUCAGCCCUCUGAGCUACAUGGAUGAAGGGUCUGGUAAAAACGUAGUAAAUUAAUAUUACUACUAAAUAAUAGCUAGAUAGUGUUGGGGAUGAUUAGGAGACACUGUGUGAGUGCCUGGAGGCGGUUGGAGGAUGGAUGGUGGCUAAUGGAUUGAAGUUGAAUCCUGACAGGACAGAAGUAUUGUUUUUGGGGGACAGGGGGCAGGCUGGUGUGGAGGACUCCUUGGUCCUUAAUGGGGUAACUCUGCCCCUGAAGGACCAGGUGCGCAGCCUCAGAGUCAUUUUGGACUCACAGCUGUCCAUGGAGGCACAGGUCAAAUCUGUGUCCAGGGCAGCUGUUUACCAGCUCCAUCUGGUACGCAGGCUGAGACUCUACCUGCCCACGGACUGUCUCGCCAGAGUGGUGCAUGCUCUAGUUAUCUCCCGCUUGGACUACUGCAAUGCGCUCUACGUGGGGCUACCUUUGAAGGUGACUCGGAAACUGCAACUAAUCCAGAAUGCGGCAGCUAGACUGGUGACUGGGAGCAGCCACCGAGACCACAUAACACCGGUCUUGAAAGACCUACAUUGGCUCCCAGUACGUUUCCGAGCACAAUUCAAAGUGCUGGUGUUGACCUUUAAAGCCCUAAACGGCCUCGGCCCAGUAUACCUGAAGGAGCGUCUCCACCCCCAUCGUUCUGCCCGGACGCUGAGGUCCAGCGCCGAGGGCCUUCUGGCGGUUCCCUCAUUGCAAGAAGCAAAGCUACAGGGAACCAGGCAGAGGGCCUUCUUGGUAGUGGCGCCCGCCCUGUGGAACGCCCUCCCAUCAGAUGUCAAAGCGAUAAAUAACUACCUGACAUUUAGAAGACAUCUUAAGGCAGCCCUGUUCAGGGAAGUUUUUAAUCUGUGAUAUUUUACUGUAUUUUUGGUUUCUAUGGAAGCCACCCAGAGUGGCUGGGGAAACCCAGCCAGAUGGGCGGGGUACAAAUAAUAAAUUAUUAUUAUUAUUAUUAUAUCCAUCAUUACUUUGCUCAGACUAGAGGAAUUUGACAGACUUGAAAAAAAUUCAGAGUUCUCAAAAUUCUGAAGAAUGCAACAUUAUGUGGCAUGAUAACAACUGUGCAGAACUCUGUUCGCCUCCCAGCACGUAAAAGAGAGAGACUUGUUUGGGACAAUUUUUUUCUCCUUCCUCCCCACCUCCACUUGACUACAUUUGAUUCUCUGGUCAGGAAAGGAAUUCCCCCAUAGCUGAGGAGUGAGAGCGUUCAUUUUCUUUCUUAGCAUUGUCUCUCCUUUUUUUAAAAAAUUAAGAUAUAUAGAUAUAUACACACACAUACACACAGUCAUGGGAAAAAGAAAGUGCAUCCCUCUUUGAAUUCUGUGGUUUUACAUAUCAGGACAUGGUGUAAUAUGUCAUGUGUUGUUGUUCAUCUGAGGUUGUAUUUACCUAAUUUUAAGACCUGCUAAGGAACAAAUGAUUGUCUUGAUAUGUAAAACCACAGAAUUCAAAGAGGGUGUACAGUGGUACCUGGUGGAACGCUCUGUCUCAUGAGACCAGGGCCCUGCAGGAUCUGAUUUCUUUCCGCAGGGCCUGUAAGACAGAGUUGUUCCUCCUGGCCUUUGUCUUGGAGCCAAUUUGAUUCCCUCCCCCUCUUUCUUUUUUCUUUUUCCUUUCUCCUCCUGUGAUGAGGCUGCAUUUUAAUAUUUUAAUGUUUCAAUAUUUUAACGUUGUAUUUAAAUCUUGUUUUUAAGUUUUAUUCAUUCAACUUGUUUUUAUUAUUGCUUGUUAGCCGCCCUGAGCCCAGCCUUGGCUGGGGAGGGCGGGGUAUAAAUAAAAAUUAUUAUUAUUAUUAUUAUUAUUAUUAUUAUUAUUACCUCGGGUUAAGAACUUAUUUCAUUCUGGAAGUCUGUUCUUAACCUGAAACUGUUCUUAACCUGAAGCACCACUUUAGCUAAUGGGGCCUCCCGCUGUCACUGCACCGCCGCUGCACGAUUUCUGUUCUCAUCCUGAAGCAAAUUUCUUAACCCGAGGUAAUAUUUAUGGGUUAGCGGAGUCUGUAACCUGAAGCGUAUGUAGCCCGAGGUACCACUGUACUUUCUUUCCCCCAUGACUGUAUAUAUAUAUAUAGAGAGAGAGAGAGAGAGAGAGAAAUACACAUAUGUAUAAAUUUGUAUUUAUAAACUAGCCUUCUUAGGAGUAGUCUCCCUCUGCUUUCUCACACCUCUUCUCUUGCCCAGUGGUCCUGAAUCGGCGCCAGAAGCAGCUGCAGCUCUUACGGAUCCGGCAGCGCGAAGCCAAGAAGAGGCAGAGCCAGCUUCCUCAGGAUGGUUCGUACCGGCAUAAGCCCAGCGCUGUCAAGCGCUGUGCAGGCGAUGUCCUUGCACCGGUGAGUGGCUGAAAGAGUUCCUGUCACAAAUGUUCACAAUCUUAACUCUUGACCCCCAUUUGCAACACGCAGUGCCAAACUCACGAUCCCAGCUGCGUCGUCGCCUUCAGAAUGCCCCUUUGGCCUUUCCCUGGCAUCUUCUCAAUCCUCUGGAGCAGGUGUGGGGGAACUUUUUCGCCAUCUAGCUGUUCCUCAAUUCCCCAACAAGCAUGGCUAAUGGCCGCCAGGGAUGAUGAGAACUGAAAAGGUUCCCCAUUAUGGUGGUUCAUAAAAAACUUUUUUAAAAAAAUGCCUGCUCCAAAGGUCUUAUCUCACUACACUAGGGAUUAUAUAGCUAUAUCUGAAAUAUCAUGCAUAUCAGUUAAUAUCUUGACCCUGCUCCACAAAAAUAGCUGUUUACUUGGCCGUUUUCCUAUGUCGUGAAGGCUGAAAUUUCAAUAUUAACUGAUAUGCAUGAAAUUACAGAUACAGCUACAUAAGACCUUUGGAGCAGGCAUUUUUUAAAAAAGGUUUUUUUAUGAACCGCCCUAUGCCCCAUGCCUACUCUGCAGCCAGCCAAUGGGAGUGUGGACCAUCACUCCUUUGCACACAUCUCCUCUGUCCCUUCCACCCUUUACAUUUAUAACCGGUGGCAUAGCGUGGGUUGCCAGGGCCCGGGGCCGCACGAGAUGGGAGAGAGGGAAACACAUGAACGGUCAACUGCCUAACCGCGUCUGUAUCACCCAGGAGAUCAUAGCCACAAAGAAAAGAGAUGUUCUGUUGUCCGGAGAGGUUGGUUCCUGGUUCGCAUGGAGAAGCUGGUUUCAGUGGAGCCCAGCAACAGAAGCUCGCAGCUGUACUGAGGCAGCACUUGGUGUCAAAAAUUUUCGCCCCUAAUAAUUUUGCAACAGCCCCUGUGGCCCUGCCCCACGCUACGCCACUGUUUAUAGCUGAGCAUAAGGCAGGUUCUUUGUCAAUGUGGAUUGGCUCCUAAUGGAGGUGUGUGGGGAGGGGUUAAUAUGUUGUUCCCCUUUCCCAGUUCACGCAGUGACAUUCCAUUCUUUUUCUCCACCCCAAAGAGUUAUAUUCAGAGCCUGCGUGACCGCCAGCAACUGGGAACUGGUACUUCGCUGAGCAACCUGAGUGCCAGUGCUCACACCGCUGUGGACCUGGAUUACGACUCUGGCUCGACUGUUCCCCUCACCACGCCCCGUGGCUGCCUCUGAAGGGGAUGGUUUCUACUUCCGCCUGUGCCUUAAGCAGGGACAUAGCACAACUCUGCCCUCACUGGGGGGUCUGAAUAUUUUUGUCCCGUGCAGUCGCUUGACUGAUAUGCAAGCACCCUCGGCUAGCCUGCUAUAUAUAUAUAUUUUUAAAAAUGUUCUAAAGCAGGCAGUUUCCUUUCCCUUGAGGGGAACUUGAGGCCAACAAUGUGACUGAAUCAAAGUAGCAGGAAAGAAGGGAUGUUUUUAAAUAGAAAAACAACAACCACAACAACACUAUUAAUUUAUUCCCAAUUAAGUCAAGUGAAAGAAGCAAGCCAUCUUCCUCUGCAGGGUAUCUACAGCCGCCUUGCAAGCUAUGCUGCAAUGAACUGGUUCCCUCUUAAGGUGGCUGUCCUUGACUUUGAAGCUAGUAUAGUAUCUGUCCUCUGCGGGCUCAGUUAAGCCAUAGACAUCCCCUCUUUUGGGGGAUGAAGGGGUUUAUUUGCCCUAGAGGUCUAGAACUAGCAACAGGGUACUUUGAUUACCUUUUGGCUUAGAUGAACAGCCCUAUUUUACCUCGGGGAUAAAAUAGCUAGGGGGUAACUUGAAAUCUUCGCACCACAGGUUGGUGAGGUAAAUGGUUCUGAUCUAUGGUGCUUUUCACAACAUUUUGCUUUUUUUUUGUAUGUGGGUCAGAUGGCAGAAUCUUGUGAGUAGAGUCGCCAUUGAAUUAUUCUUUCUCUAGGGCAGUUUGGCUUGCCGAUACAACGUGCGUAGGGAACAUUUGGACCAUCCAAAGUUAUUUGAACUACAUCUCCCUUCAUAGCAAACAUGGUCAAUGGCCUAUCAAGGGAUAUGAGGAGUUGUAGUUCAGAAACACCUGAAGGCCCGGAAGUUUACCACACCAGGGUUAUAUAAGAAGGAAAAAUUGUGCUUUUCUCUCCCCAACCCCCAUCAAACUCAAAAGUUACCUUCCCAGAUCCUGUUCAGUCAUUCAUAAACCCUUGAUUAUGUUAUGAGGGGGAUAGCAGAGUUUGCAAAUAGGGCCCCACCUUCCCGCUCAAAUGGCUAUAAGUGUGUAAGGGAAGAAUUCCCCCAAAGGGCUCUAAAUAUCAUCCAAAGUGCCUUUUCUUGUCUAUACAGAGCCUUACCUGCACUGAAGUGGCUUUCAGUUUAACCUGACUGUGGUGCUUUUUGAAAACACGUAGAGAAGGAUUAAAAACCAUUCUUUUUAUAAAAAAAAAAGAGAAAGAGAGAGAAAGAUUGAACUCUAAACUGUAGGCUAACCACCCAGGUUUCAAUUCCUAAACAAUUAAUCUGAAUUCAGUGAGUACACAGUGGGUUUGAAUCCUGGUCAAGAGACCUGUUUUGUUAUAGCAGAUUGUUUCCUGUGGAUAUUUGUUGUUGUUACUGUUUUUAUAACUUCUGCUUAUAAUACUUAACACUGAUACAUUUGUGCUAUGC